GCCACAUCAGACCAAAGACCAUUCAUUCAAAUAGUGACACAGCUCCACUCAUAAUUCCACACCCUUUUCGUAAAGCUCAAAGCUUUGUUGCAAUCAUUCGGUCAAAUGGGGGAUGAUGGAAAGAAGAACGGAGGAGAGGGGGAGUUGGUGAAAGUGGAACCGAAACCCAGCAAUGGCUUCACCUCGAAAGUGAUUGAUUUGUUGGAGAAGCUGGUGGUGAAGUUUUUGUAUGACACUUCACUGCCCCAUCACUACCUCGCUGGUAAUUUUGCUCCUGUCACCGAGACCCCUCCCACUAAGGACCUUCCUGUCAAAGGGCACCUCCCGGAUUGCUUGAAUGGGGAGUUUGUCAGAGUUGGACCUAAUCCGAAGUUUUCUCCUGUUGCCGGAUAUCACUGGUUUGAUGGAGAUGGAAUGAUUCAUGGUUUGCGCAUCAAAGAUGGAAAAGCUACAUAUGUUUCACGUUUUGUGAAAACUUCUCGUCUUAAACAAGAAGAAUACUUUGGACGGUCCAAAUUUAUGAAGAUUGGAGAUCUCAAGGGUCUAUUUGGACUUUUAAUGGUUAACAUACAUAUGCUGAGAACUAAAUUCAAAGUGUUGGAUGUUUCUUAUGGAGGUGGAACAGCCAAUACUGCUCUUGUAUAUCACCAUGGGAAGCUUCUAGCUCUCUCAGAAGCAGAUAAACCUUAUGCUAUUAAAGUUUUUGAAGAUGGUGAUUUGCAGACACUUGGAAUGCUAGAUUAUGAUAAAAGAUUAGGCCACUCCUUCACUGCUCAUCCAAAAGUUGAUCCAUUUACUGGGGAGAUGUUUACAUUUGGCUAUGCACAUACACCACCAUAUAUCACAUACAGAGUAAUUUCAAAAGAUGGUUAUAUGCAUGAUCCUGUACCCAUAACAGUAUCAGAUCCCAUCAUGAUGCAUGACUUUGCCAUCACAGAGAAUUAUGCAAUAUUCUUGGAUCUUCCUCUGAUUUUUAGGCCAAAGGAAAUGGUGAAGAAUAAUACAUUGAUAUUCUCAUUUGAUUCAACCAGGAAAGCCCGUUUUGGUGUGCUACCUCGGUAUGCUAAGGAUGAAAAGAAUAUUAGAUGGUUUGAGCUACCAAACUGCUUCAUAUUCCACAAUGCCAAUGCUUGGGAGGAGGAAGAUGAAGUUGUUCUGAUCACAUGCCGCCUUCAGAAUCCAAAGUUGGACAACGUCGGUGGGGCUGUCCAGGAAAAGCAUGAAAAUUUCUCAAAUGAGCUGUAUGAAAUGAGAUUUAACAUGAAAACUGGUGAAGCUUCUCAAAAGAAAUUGUCAGCCUCUGCUGUAGAUUUUCCUAGAGUCAAUGAAAGCUACACUGGCAGGAAGCAGCGAUAUGUUUAUGGUACCACAUUAGACAACAUUGCAAAAGUUACCGGCAUAAUCAAAUUUGAUUUGCAUGCCGAACCAGAUCAUGGAAAAGAAAAGCUUGAAGUUGGAGGAAAUGUUCAGGGACUCUAUGACUUGGGACCAGGAAAGUUUGGUUCGGAAGCUGUUUAUAUCCCUCGUGUCCCUGGAAUAGAUUCUGAAGAAGAUGAUGGAUACUUGGUCUUGUUUGUACAUGAUGAAAAUGCAGGAAAAUCAUUUGUGCAUGUCAUUGAUGCAAAAACAAUGUCAGCAGAUCCUGUUGCGGUUGUGGAAUUGCCCAAUAGAGUUCCAUAUGGUUUCCAUGCCUUCUUUGUGACUGAGGAACAAUUGCAAGAACAAGCAAAACUGUGAUAAUGGUUGCAGCCUCACUGUGUUGUUCUGCCUCAAUCUUUGUAUACAUUUUGCUACAAAUAAUGGUAUAUACUUUAAGAUAAUAAUAUAUUAAGCAAUAAUAAAGAUUAAUGGAAUAUUCAUACUAGUUACUCGUA
Molecule: messenger RNA, 1874 nt
Organism: Vigna umbellata (rice bean)
Lineage: Eukaryota; Viridiplantae; Streptophyta; Magnoliopsida; Fabales; Fabaceae
Product: carotenoid 9,10(9',10')-cleavage dioxygenase 1
Biological process (GO): carotene catabolic process
Cellular component (GO): chloroplast stroma
Molecular function (GO): carotenoid dioxygenase activity
Source: RefSeq, a predicted model, not a curated record